Molecule: messenger RNA, 5769 nt
Organism: Exophiala dermatitidis NIH/UT8656
Lineage: Eukaryota; Fungi; Ascomycota; Eurotiomycetes; Chaetothyriales; Herpotrichiellaceae
Exons: 3
Coding region: 2882-5500 (872 amino acids)
Biological process (GO): regulation of cyclin-dependent protein serine/threonine kinase activity
Cellular component (GO): nucleus; cyclin-dependent protein kinase holoenzyme complex
Molecular function (GO): cyclin-dependent protein serine/threonine kinase regulator activity; protein kinase binding
Source: RefSeq, a predicted model, not a curated record
GCCUUCUCCGUCCAAGGUGACCACCGUUUGAUAAGUCAAGUUGCCAUGGUUGACGAUACGUCUCGGUAGCCUGGGUUCGUCCCACCCUACUUGCCAGGUAGACUUGCUGCCCAUAUACCACAAGUGUCGCUCACGGACACAUGAUAGUAUGGAUGUCGCUCGAGCAAGCCUGUUGUCGAUAGCAAUCAGCAUGCCAGCCACGUUACACUGGCAGGGUGAGCCACGAAAUCGCCGAGGACUGUCCGAUCAGCUGGUAUUCCGAGUCACAGAUCAAGGAUCCCCACUGGCAGGAAAGACUGCGAUGUGCUUGUGCUGCCUGGCUGACGGCCCAGCCAAAGAUAUCGUCCCCACACACGAGUCUCGAGUGUCGGAACUCGUAGGAAGGUAAGGUUAUGCUCAGGCUGCCGGCCAAGACAGCUAUGACCAGCUGCAUCGGCGCAAGAUGACAUUAUUUGCCAUCUAGCAAGUGAGGAUGGGCCCCCAACGGGCUGCUCCCCACCGUCAGCAGCCACUUGCAUACGAGGAAAAGGCAGCCUCCCGGGUCCAAGUCCCAAAGUAGUCCCCGGACUAUGCCUUGGGCGAGCUCGUUAUUCAGCCAUGAUAUGGCAGAACAGCGAGCAAAGGUGCGGCCGAUAUCGAAGGACAAGGUCAGAGACGCCUUGGGAAGACUCAUCAGCUUGACGGCAGAGCGCACAAUAUUGGGUUUCCGGCCACGCAACCUUCGCCAACGGAAGUGUCGGAAAAGAAGCCCAAAAGGGGUACGGUGGCGGUGGUUACAUUUUUCAUUUGCCGCUCGUCUGAAUCAAGGACAAACCGUUCUGGUUUUUGAGUCACGGGUCGCCGACCGCUCACCACCCACGGCUGACGAGGGUCGUUUCGUCUUCCUGAGUCAGAAGCGAAUCAGACUGGCCGCGUUUCGCCAUUACGUUCGAAUUGGGUCUGGACUGCUUUUCCAUUGGAGGUCACCGUGCGUCGCCGGACUUUCAAAUUGGUUGUGCUUCAUAGGCAUUCCUUCUGCUACUUUGUGUUGCACAUCUGAAAUAUACGGUGCCCCCCUGUCACACUUGCUUUUCCUCGUGCCCACCAUCGUCUACCGUCGACCAAGGAUGUGUUAAGGUAAGUUGGGGGAGGCCGCGUCAGAUCUAGACAGGAGUAUCUGUGGAAGCCUCGGGCAAGCGGCAUCGCAAACGAACGUUCUAGGAUGAAUUGUUGGGUGAUGGAUGAACAGAUGACUAAACAGCGAUCUGAUGGAUUUUUGGUUUCAGCAACACGAGAGACGUGAGAGUGGUUUGUCACCUAGAUGCCAGUGUCUGUCGGCCGCAGCACAAUAUUUGUCUUGCUUACAGGAGGUUGAUUGCCGAACGACUGGGAUGGAUGCAAUACGCGGACCAGAUUUGCCUCUUCACCAGCUGAAGCGCCUCCUGUCGCAGUUGUUGAGGAUGAAGUAACCGGACCCGGGGCCUGGUAUGAACAAAAAGCCGACGGGUUUGAUCAAUCGCUCCUGCAGUUUGCAAUCAUGACAUGAAAUGCUCUGGACAGUGCUCGAGAUUGAUACUCGGCCUGAGGCAUAGAAUUCGUAACAGCUUCUACCUGCGCGGUCAGAGUUUGAAUAUUAGCAUCCAGUAAUGUAAUAAUUGUAUGCCUGGCUGGGUUUGUGGAUUGCUAGAAUGGAGCAGACUGAGACUCCAGACAGCGAACGAGGGAGGCCAUCGGGUGGUUCAGAAAGAAUGGAGGACGAUUGUGGAUGGUGCAGUGCCAGUGGUUGACGGGCGGUUGAGUCUGCCAGAGUCGGGCGACUAUUGGGGCCUUAGAGGCCUCUCCCGGCGGCGUUUCCGCUGAGUUUGGCCUCCUUGGCCCUUGAGUCAUCCGGCUGAUCUGGGCGGCGCAGGCGCAGGCACUGCACUGCACACGCUGAAGAGGCCGAGCGCAGGCAGGGAAGGGCCACUCCCACUCCCACUCCACGGCUGUGACUGUGAGCAAGCACUGAGUGGCGAUGGCGACGGCGGCCGCCCCCCCAGCCCAUUCAUCCAUAUACAACCAGCCGCCCCAUCUCACCAUCGCUGUCUCUAGUCCUUGGACCAUGACAAGAUGAAGCAUACUAUGAAUCGCAGCAACGGCUGCUGGCAUCAAUAUUAGGUGUUCAUCUGAGUACUACUGGCAUCUUUGUCUCUGCAUCGAUCUGGUCGUCCACACCCUUGACUGCGAUCUCUUUUGCAUCGGCGACUUGCGAACCUCAACCGGCCGAAAGUCGAUCUAUUCAAACCAUCCACGCCUACAUUCACUCUUCCAACACAACUUCACUGUGAACGACAGCGGAUAGCACUACAACUCUUCACCAGAGCAUCCCACCACUCGCCUUACCACCCGAAUCCUUGUAAUCAACCUCGACGUGUGCUUGGAUUAGGCUUACGCCACCAAGCACUCACCGCGAACUCGACUCUCCACUCCAACAACGUUCUAAACAAAAAAGACGAACUUAGCCAUGAGUCUAUGGCCAGUCACACUCAGUUUUAAGCAAUCGUCUGUCCGUCAAAGCCCACCGCCAGAGUCAGAAGCUGUUUUGGUAAAACUACACCAGGAUUGUCUUGAGAUUGACAAGCAUUGGUACGUUGAUGUUCAUAUGCGCGAGUUUGUUUCGGCAUAACUCACGUCUAGACAUCGACUCAGUGCUUGUCCUGAUCAAGUCUUCUUGAUACCGGGAACAGCGAAACUUUGACUCUGACUUGCGGUGGGUUUGCGGCCCGAUACUGCGCAUAUCCUUGGUCACUCUCAUUGGCUUUCUCGAUCUGCACUUGUGGUUCGCACAGGUAAACAUACUGGUUGUAGAGGAAGUCCCUAGGCCCUUCGAUUCAGGAUCGAUUUCCUCAUAAACCAACAGAAAAUGGGCGUUAGGGGGGUCGCAGACCUCUCUAAGAUAUACGGCCCUCAUAAUGUACAAGAGUCUGUCUCUGACUGGCUCCGAUCCGGUUGUCGUGAUUACUACAACUCGGACAAAGUUGAUGCUGCUUCCACCAAUGGCCGGUACCCAAUCAACGGCGAGGUCGAUCGCAGCAGUGUUGCUUCUGGGGACGAUACUGUGAGCAUUGUGGAAUCUAUUCCUGAGUCCUACUCGUCCGGAUCUUCAUCUCGCACCUCGUGGAUGAACUCGUCUGAUUUAGUCGACGUCUUUUCCGACGAGGACGACAAGGAGCACCUGCGAGAGCCGGAAACAUCCCAUGGAUCCCGUGCACCAGUCGAACCCCAAAACCAUCUACACAAUGGCUUUCAGACCAGCGGUCAGUCCACCACCAGCGUUGGUGCUGCCGCCCACCUGGGGCACAACAUCUCUACUACCAUUCAAGCGAAGGGCCCCGAUCUGGCUCAGAAACGUUCGGAAACGGAUAUCGCGCCGCGCGUGGCUGACGCUGCUGGUGGACGUCAUAACAGAGCUGCACUUAGACGUUCAUCGUGCUCUGGCAACACCCAAGCGGCACCUCCCAAACUCAGGAGAGACACCGAAGUCACUGAUCAAUUUGUGUGUCUUCUCAUCAUCUUUGCCACAAGGCUGAUCACCGCCAUUUGGCCCCUGUCAGCCUGCCCUCCUAUGAUGUCCACAUGUUUCAAUGGAGCUGGAGUGCUGCCUCUACGCGUCUUCAUUCAAGAAACGUUACGACGAUCAAAGACAAGCUAUUCGACCUUGCAAGUUGCCUUGUACUAUCUGAUCCUGCUCAAGGCAAAACUACCUCCUCAAAACCCAACCAUCAGUGGCGGAUGUCCUGUCAGAGCUCAGUGCCGAGCAAUGCAAUGCGGCCGUCGGAUGUUCUUAUCCGCUCUCAUGCUAGCGUCGAAGUACUUGCAAGAUCGGAACUACUCCGCCAGGGCCUGGAGCAAGAUCUCCGGUCUCCGCAGUAGUGAGAUUAACGAGAAUGAGCGAGAGUAUCUGUCCAAGAUUGAUUACAGUCUGCAUGUCCCGAAGGAACACUUCGACAAUUGGAGCCAGAUCGUUCUAGCCUUGAGCAGGUUAUCCAAGGAGCCACCGCGGGGCCCAACUGGGCCGGCCGAUUUCGAGUCGGGUCGUCCAGGUGGUGCCGCCGGCGCCAUGCUGAUGAGUAUGGUCUGCGAGGUCGAGACUGGCCCAAUUGCACGCGAGACCACCUUUACAGAUCAGUGGUGGACGGACGUCAUCCAGAAGCUCAACCCGGGCUUGGUCAAGGACCCUGAGCUCGUGAAUGACUUUCUGCGCCAGCAUGUUCCAGCCGACAAGAUUGCACAAGUGCUGUCGCCGGGUUUGAACAAGCAGCCGGACAGGUCAUGGGAUGCUCUCCCGUCGAGUCCCACCCAGAACACACGGGUCUACGACAUGAAUUUCAGUGAUACUCUCAAGCCACGGACCGCUGAACGAUGCAAGGCAGCCAUAACGCCCCAAACUCCGACUCAGGAGAGUCCUGCGCGAAACUCGGUGCCGCCUAUGCAACCGCAGCUGCGAAAUCUUCCUACUCCGCAAACCACUCCACAGCUUACAGAGAAGCGUCCCAGGUCCACAACUCCCGACCGGCCUUCUCUUCGAUGUUCCGCCUCUGUGGAUGCUUUGCGCAGCAUGCGAAGACAGUGUAUCCUGAAUGCGAACCUGGAGCGUUGUCCUCCGCCACGGCCUCAAGAUUGUCGUCUACAACCUGUUAGAUCCUUGACACGUCCUGCAGAGACGACUCGAGAGAUUUCAAGCAGGUCCACGACGCCAUCCACCAGCUCGCCGGCCUCGGUAGCUUCGGACGUGACGGUGUGUACUUCGCGGUCCAGGUCUUCAUCUAUCUCAUCAAGUUCAUCAUGGUCAUCAUUGGCCUCUGCCAUCCCACGUCUCCGACUCGCUAGCGCAAGCUGUGGGGAGUCUAGCUCUUCUUUGGCACGAGUUUCCUCGGCAUCAGAUCGACGUGGCCUCGGGGUGCCAGAGACAUAUUGCACCCAGCCUGAUCAAGGAGCCAACUCCACCGCCGAGUCGUCAGUGAUUCCCAGCAGAUUUCAUGAUGAAGGAUAUGGGAGUGGAGAGGAACCGCGACAGAAGCUCGCCGGACAAUAUCUGUCGACAAUUUCGGAAGCUGAUGCCGUCCGAGUGCUCAUGUCAUUGUCCACACAAACCGAAACGUCAAGCCAGAGUGUCACACCGACACCAGAACGUCUGACAAGCUACGGCGAAACCAACUGUCUGCGCAAGGAGAACAAGCCUUCACGUGGGCACAAGAGAACAUUAUCCAAGACCGACUCUGGCAUACCAUCCCAAGCGCGCAGCAGCCUGGUGUGCCGUGAAGUGCAUUUGGAUGUGGUGGAAGACCCUUGCCAACCCUUCUGCGACAGUACCCCGAAACAAUGGCAAUUGCCUACGAGAGACUGGGCCACACCCAGAAAAGCAUUGCCCAAGACAACAGCCAGCAAACGUGUUGCAACGUACUGUUCAGUCCAGCAAUUUGCCUCUGCACCGGACCUAGCAUCGCAAUAUCUCAAAGAUUCGAUGAUUGUCGCUUCCUAGGAGGAGCAACAAAUGACCACCUGAGAUAUUGUGCAGAUCGAUCCGGUAAGACACCCGCGCCGGCACCCUUACUGUAUGUACAUAGCAACUUCAUGGUCUCUGGAGAUAUUUUCAUCGUCUACCGGAGCUCUCUCAUCAAGCCUAACCUUGAGACCACCACCAAACAACCACCGCCUUUGGGAGUAAUGAGUUCCAAAGGGUAGGAGGACGAAGGUACCCUAGGACAGAGUCCUUGUAUAGUGUCAAUUAAUUCAAGCGUUACUUCAGAA